This is a messenger RNA of Solenopsis invicta (red fire ant), 1959 nucleotides long. It is a transcript of the gene ArfGAP3, whose product is annotated as ADP-ribosylation factor GTPase-activating protein 2. The transcript is spliced from 8 exons. Bases 264 to 1862 code for a protein of 532 amino acids. NCBI's taxonomy places the organism in Eukaryota, Metazoa, Arthropoda, Insecta, Hymenoptera, Formicidae. Gene Ontology annotation, molecular function: GTPase activator activity. The record is from RefSeq and is a predicted model, not a curated record. Gene Ontology annotation, biological process: COPI coating of Golgi vesicle.
AAUUCGCGGUGAUCGGCGCGCGACGCCACGGCUACGGAACACUCGCGUCCUCGCGGUUCACAGAAAGGCCUGGUUUGCGUCUCCGUUAUCCGCGAUAUAUAGUGCACUUCCUUCGUACGCUUCUCGUAUGCGCUCGUUACGUUUUCCCGCUCCCGAAUGCAUCGUCAUUGAGUAAGCCCCCAGGUGCCCGGAGCGUGUAACGUACCAGCUUUCGCCACGCGUCCCAGAAUUACGUCGUGACGCACGCUGACGACACGUCAAAAAUGGCAGAUUCUGCGCCCAGCAAGGCCGAUAUCGAGGAGAUUUUCAAGAGGCUGCGGGCUAUUCCGACGAACAAGUCAUGUUUCGAUUGCAAUGCAAAGAAUCCUGCAUGGGCCAGUGUAACGUACGGUGUCUUCUUGUGCAUCGACUGCUCAGCAGUGCAUCGCAGUCUGGGGGUGCAUCUAACCUUUGUCAGAUCCACCCAACUUGACACAAACUGGACAUGGCUGCAGUUGAGAAAUAUGCAGCUGGGUGGUAAUGCCAAUGCUAGAAAAUUCUUCACACAACACAAUUGCACCAUGACCGAUGCCCAGCAGAAGUAUAACUCGCGUGCGGCUAUGCUAUACAGGGAAAAGCUGGGUCAGGCAUCUGCGCAAGCGAUGCGUCGUUAUGGCACAAAGGUUUCCCUUUCUACGUCAAAAAAUAAAACAAUGCUGCAUUUAGAGGAAGAUAUUGUAUCAGAAGAAACAAACGAACCAGAUUUCUUCAAGCAGCACGAGAAUUUAGAUUCUCUUCAGAAUGAAAAUGAAAUGAUAAUUCCGACAGAAGAAAAGGCAUUCCUCACAGCUAGUACAGUGCCAAGCAAUAACAGUACAGAGAAAAAUGCACCGGAAGUUGCUCCUAAUUCCGUGGGACCUUCCAUAAAACUUAUUGAUUCUACCUCAAAUAAUCAACCCGAGAGAAAACCUACCAUAGGCUGCCGAACAGCUCAAUCCAAACGUCCUGGUGGGCUAGGGAAAAAAACUGGCAGCUUGGGUGCUCAAAGAGUGAAAACCAAUUUUGAUGAACUGGAGAAAAGCGUUGCAGAGGCGCAUAAGCUAGCACAAGAAAAGAAUAAAGAAGUUACGAAGGAAGAGCAAGAAGAGCUCAACGCCCGUCUAGCCCAGCGGUAUGAACAAAAUUUGAGCCAGCAGGCUAAGAAAAUGGAAGAAAGAGCAAAGUAUAUGGAUCCAUUAAAAGCCACACAGGCGGAGCGUCUUGGAAUGGGAUUCAAUACACGAAGCGGCGCAACUCAUUCUGCACUCGGCGACAUGAAAACAAUAACACAAGAGUCUAAGGUCAUAGCAUCAACGGAAGUGCUCUCGGCAGAGACGGACACUUUCUUUAGCUUAGAUGAAUUUUAUUCGGUUUACGCCAACAGCAAACCGUCCUCGCGCAGCGAGGAGAUUGUGGUCGUGGCAGAACCGGAACCACCUAAACGAUUAGCUCCUGCUCGAAUCGCAAUCACCAAGAGCGACAUAAAAACUUCGUCUACCAUCGAAGGGGAAGCUCAAAAAAAGUUUGGUAGCGCCAAGGCUAUCAGUUCAGAUCAGUACUUUCAAGACAGUACUUCCGAUAAUGCGUGGGAACGUAAAAAUAAUUUACGCCGUUUCGAGGGGUCAUCCAGCAUCUCGUCGGCCGAUUAUUUUGGUACCGAAAACUCGUUGCCAACCUCGCCCACAUCCUCGUUAUCUAUGCGUCUGACUGCAGGAAGAGCUGGCGUUGUGGAUCUGGAUGAUGUCCGAGAAAGCGUGCGUCAAGGUGUGAAUAAGGUUGCCGGCAGGCUCAGUUCACUCGCGAACGCCGCGGUUUCUUCUAUACAGGAUCGUUAUGGACUCUAAAUGAAUUCUAUCGCAUUUUACGAGAACUGUUAACAAUAUUUAUCCGGACCCGGGCUUGUCCAUUGUUCAGAGUUGUAAAUAAAAGCUUCUAAUUGAG